This is a messenger RNA of Callorhinus ursinus (northern fur seal), 460 nucleotides long. RefSeq names its product NADH:ubiquinone oxidoreductase subunit A2 (gene NDUFA2). NCBI's taxonomy places the organism in Eukaryota, Metazoa, Chordata, Mammalia, Carnivora, Otariidae. Gene Ontology annotation, cellular component: respiratory chain complex I. The record is from RefSeq and is a predicted model, not a curated record.
GACCUUGGCCGGAAGUUCUAGGGCGGGGAGUUAGGCACCAGCGGAGAUGGCGGCUGCCGCAGCGAGUCGUGGAAUCGGGGCCAAACUUGGCCUACGUGAGAUUCGCGUCCACUUGUGCCAGCGCUCGCCCGGCAGCCAAGGCGUCAGGGAAUUCAUCGAGAAACACUAUGUGGAGCUGAAGAAGGCGAACCCUGGCCUGCCCAUCCUAAUCCGCGAGUGUUCUGAUGUGCAGCCCAAACUCUGGGCCCGCUACGCAUUUGGCCAAGAGAAGAAUGUCUCUUUGAACAACUUCAGUGCUGAUCAGGUAACCAGAGCUGUGGAGAAUGUGCUAAGUGGCAAAGCCUGAAGCCUCCACUGAUUGCUAAGAGCAACAGCCCCACAGCUUGGGCUCUCUAGGACUGAGUACAAUGUGAAAAAAGUGUUCUUCUAUUCUUUAUAAAGCUUGUGCCGAAAAAUGCCA